Coregonus clupeaformis (lake whitefish) is the source of this 2513-nucleotide messenger RNA. Its product is annotated as cytosolic Fe-S cluster assembly factor narfl. Gene Ontology annotation, cellular component: cytosolic [4Fe-4S] assembly targeting complex. Gene Ontology annotation, molecular function: 4 iron, 4 sulfur cluster binding. Lineage: Eukaryota; Metazoa; Chordata; Actinopteri; Salmoniformes; Salmonidae. The record is from RefSeq and is a predicted model, not a curated record. The coding region runs from base 16 to 1449 and encodes 477 amino acids. Gene Ontology annotation, biological process: iron-sulfur cluster assembly. The transcript is spliced from 11 exons.
ACUGCAGCACUAAACAUGGCGUCCCAAUUUAGCGGUGUUUUGCAGUUGACAGAUCUAGAUGAUUUUAUCACUCCUUCCCAGGAAUGUGUGAAACCAGUCAAGGUGGAGAAGAAGCAAGGCAGAUCUGUGGCUAAAAUUCAAAUAGAAGAUGAUGGGAGCUAUUUCCAGGUUAACCAGGAUGGUGGAAAGCAGAAGCUGGAGAAAGCUAAGAUCACUCUGAAUGACUGCCUGGCCUGCAGUGGCUGCAUCACCUCAGCUGAGAGUGUCCUUAUCACACAGCAGAGUCAUGAAGAGAUCUAUAGGGUGCUACGCAACAACAAGCAGGCGGGUGUAACAGAGCAGAAGGUGGUGGUGGUGUCUGUGUCCCCACAGUCCAGAGCCUCCCUGGCAGCACGCUAUGGCCUGAGCAGCAGUGAGGCGGGCAGGAGGCUCACCGCCUUCUUCAAGGGUCUGGGGGUUCACCACGUGUUUGACACCAGCUUCAGCCGGACCUUCAGCCUGUUGGAGAGUCAGAGGGAGUUUGUGGAGCGGUUCCAUCGGAAGGGACAGGACAAGCAGGCCCUGCCCAUGCUGGCCUCUGCCUGCCCAGGUUGGAUCUGCUAUGCAGAGAAAACCCAUGGAGAGUUCAUCCUGCCCUACGUCAGCACCACCCGCUCCCCACAGCAGAUGAUGGGCUCUCUGGUGAAGGGCUUCUUCGCUGGCCAGCAGGGCCUGAGCCCUCAGCAGAUCUACCAUGUGACUGUGAUGCCCUGCUAUGAUAAGAAACUGGAGGCCUCCAGGCCUGACUUCUACCUGGAGGAGGCUGAGACCAGAGAGGUGGACUGUGUCAUCACUUCAGGAGAAGUUCUGAAGAUGCUAGAGGAAGAGAAAGUGUUGCUCAGCGACGUGGAGCCAGCCCCAUUCGAUACAAUGUUCAGCAGUGUGUGUGGUGAUGAGUUGCUGGGUCAUGCAGGGAGUGGUUCAGGAGGAUACCUCCAUCACGUGUUCACACACGCUGCCAGACAGCUGUUUGGAGAGGAGGUGAAGGAGCUCACUUACAAAACACUCAAGAACAAGGACUUCCAGGAGGUGACCCUGGAGAGGGACGGUGUGGUCGUGCUGCGUUUCGCCGCAACCUACGGUUUCCGCAACAUCCAGAACCUGGUGCAGAAACUCAAGAGGGGCAAGUCACCCUACCACUUUGUAGAGGUCAUGGCCUGUCCGUCAGGUUGUCUGAAUGGGGGAGGCCAGGUGAAGCCCUUACCAGAGCAGAACAACAAGGAGUUACUACAGCAGGUGGAGGAUCUGUACAGGGAGGAGCGUCCUCUAGUGCCCGAGGAGGACCAGCGCGUGGCAGAGCUGUACCAGUCCUGGCUACAGAGUGUAGGAGAGGAGAGAGCCAGGGAGCUGCUGCACACACAGUACCAUGCAGUGGAGAAGGCCACCAACGGACUCCUUGUCAAAUGGUGAAGAAGAGGGUGAAAGGAUGUUGAGGGGUUUCUGGCUUCUGUAAGUGAAUGUAAGACUGUCAGGGUACAUCUCAAUAGUGGCCUCCUCUGUUUCAUCUCCAUUGAGCUUAACACAUAUUAGGUGAAAGCAGCAUGGCGGAUUCUUGUCGGGUAUUUUCUGUCACUUCUAGUUCUUUAAUAACAGUAGAAAUCAGUGGAGCUUGGUGGGAGGAGCUAUAGGAGGGCUCAUUGUAAUGGCUGGAAUGGAAUAAAGGGAACCGAGUCAAAGGUGGGUUCCAUAUCUUUGAUGCGUUGGAUACCGUUCCAUUAUUCCAUUCCAGCCAUUACAAUGAGCCCGUCCUCCUAUAGCUCCUUCCACCAGCCUCCACUGGUAGAAAUAAAGGAAAGGGCAUGAGAGGAAAUCUAUUGAGAUGCAUCCCUAUUCUAGGAUUAUUUGAACCAUUGAGUGAAAUCACAAAACUUGACCUUGGAUCAAUGUUUAUAUCUGUACUGGAUGACUGCAGAACCGUCCAAACGACUGAAUUUACCACUUUCCUUCACGCGUUCUCUCUCGUCUCUCCGUCUUCCCUCUCCAUCACUGUCUCUCUCUGCUUUUAAGGACCCCUCAUCUCUUGAUUUCUCUAUCUAUCCAUUAAUUCCUUUCUAUGUAUCCCUCUCUGUCUGUGCUUAAAGGACUGUCUCAGUCAGGUCAAAUAGAGCAUUAUCGCCAAGUGUUUAAUUACUGUGGCGGCCUAUCAUUCAUUCAUUUAUACCAACAUAAAGGCUGUAUACAUUCAGGCUAUAGAUUCUAUACACACAAGCUAAUUCAUACCAGACCUUAAUGUGGUUGGAGAAUUAUGACUUUACUACUGUUGUCAAGUGUGCACUAAUUAUGAAUACAGCAGCAAAUUCUGUUAUUUCAGUUGUAUGCACUGAAAAGUAUUUGUUGUACUCUUGAAAUGUUUUCUGAUGGAAUUCUAAAGAAAUAUUUUACAUAGUUUAAAUGUAUAUAAUCUCUGCCUUAUUUAUAAAAAUAAUCUAUAUGAUGAACCAUAUUUUGCAUAUUAAAAUGCUACAUUAGUGUGA